AUGAGCGAUGGUACAUGGCGAGCUGAUGUUUGCCAUAAGAUCAACUCUGUCUUGCACACAGACGAUAUCCGUGUGAAGCGGGAGAGCGCGUCCAUAGGCGAAAGUAGCGGGAGAGCCGAGGCCACCUCCUGGAUAAACCACUGCUUGGAUUCAACCUGUGCUGCUUACCUGCAGGUGCUUCAGUCAGCUGUCGAGAGUCCUUCUCGUAGACUCCCUCCCUCUGACACCAUUUUGGUACAUCUCUCACUGGCCAACCUGCUGACUUCUCUUUUCCGCACCGUGCCCAUCUUUGUGUCGGACCUUGGCCUGAAUGUUUCCCUGUCCCCAGGAUGGUGCCGUGUCUUCAUGCUACUGUGGGUUUGGUGGCGAGCUGUGGGCUGCUGGGUGACUCUAGCUUUAAGUAUGUUCCACUGCACCACCCUGAGGCGACAGCAGGUGACCUUUGGACCUCUAGCCCUGCAGAGGGAGAGGCGGCGGGUAUGGAUUGUUCUGGCCCUUGUAUGGGGGGCAAACCUGGCCUUCUCCAUUCCAGCUCUGUUAUACAGCACUCAUGUUCACGGCAACGCCACUGUGGAGCUGAUGGUGAUCAGCUCCACCACCAGGCCUCUGCUGGGCUGUGUGUGGGAGUUCCCCACCAUCCAGCAGGGCUCAGCCUUCGCCUCCACUUCACUGGCUUUUAAUGAAGUGUUACCACUGGUGCUGAUGGUUUGUACCAACCUGGCCACACUCCAUGCUCUAGCAAAACACAUCCGAGCUGUCACCUCUGGGGGAGAGACAGGGGGAGCACAUGGAGAGCUGGACAAACAUGUGGCCAGUGAACGUAAAGCAGCUCACGUCAUCAUGUCUCUAGUGACGCUCUUCGUAGUCUGCUGGGUGCUGCAGGUUGCUGCAGUGACCUACUACAACCAUGAUGGGGGACAUCAUGCAGAAGGGCUGCUGACUGUGGCCCACUUCUCUGCGUCGCUAUUUGUGGGAUUCAGUCCCAUGGUGGUUGCCCUUGGACACAGCAAACUGAGGAGAAGAAUCAUAAAUAUGAUACUGGGUCGUUCUAAACUUCUUAAAUGUUUCAGUAAAAACACUGAUAAAGGAGGCAAAACCUCAAAGUCUAAAGGAAAUAAAAACAUAUCUACUGUUCAAAAGGAGCAAAACGUCAUAAAAGUAGAGGAAAAGGUUAAAUCAAUAAAGUGAGGGAAACUAAACUUAGUGCAUCUAUACAAGACUACUGAACAAACACUAACAAUAUAUCUAAAAGAGCAAAGAUGCUUUACCUGUGCAGCAUUUUUCUUCAAUUUGUUUCUGAUUUCCUUUUUUUUAAGACAUUUCAUUUAAUUUAAGUUGUGAGUGAAAGUAACACAUUGUAUGCUGUCUUGGCUGAUGCUGGAACCAAGAAAGUCUAAUGCUGCUCUUUUUAGUGAUCCUGAUAAUCUGGCUCAGCUCAAGAAGAAAAUAUGGCUCUUUCAGCUCCCAGACCAAUUUGACCUCAUUAGAUCAACCAAAUUUAGCAGUGUUAUGUAGAUAACAUAGCUAAUACUAAGCUCAAAAACAGCUACCUAUGUUAUAUAAGUUGUUACCUUAACAUUUACUAAAGCUCACGUUUCUAAAUCUAACUUAGCAGCAUUCGCUUAUGUAGGAAUGCAGUUGCAUAGCUAGCUGGCUAUGAGCUAGAACAGUGAGCCGCUGUUCAUGUAACUAUU
This is a messenger RNA of Cheilinus undulatus (humphead wrasse), 1694 nucleotides long. RefSeq names its product olfactory receptor class A-like protein 4. The record is from RefSeq and is a predicted model, not a curated record. The transcript is spliced from 3 exons. Gene Ontology annotation, molecular function: G protein-coupled receptor activity. The coding region runs from base 1 to 1188 and encodes 395 amino acids. NCBI's taxonomy places the organism in Eukaryota, Metazoa, Chordata, Actinopteri, Labriformes, Labridae. Gene Ontology annotation, cellular component: membrane. Gene Ontology annotation, biological process: G protein-coupled receptor signaling pathway.